CACCCGGAGCACCAGCGGGACAGUCCGGCUGCACCACCAGCUCACUCGGACCACACGAAGCCGAAAUACAUUCCUAAUGGACAGAUAAUUAACCGGACUCAAGCAGUCUCCUGUACUUCGUGUCGCAGUUUCUGCGGGAAUCGGAACCAGUGGAGCAGCCUAACAGGGUGGUAGCAGCCAGGCCUUGCCCAAAACAGACUCCCUACCAGGGGUAACGGAGGAGAUGAAGGAUUAGGGGAUAAUCCGGGAUGGUUCCGUGGUGCGGCCGCAGAACCGUUUACAGCUGGACUAAGAUCUAUUUCUGAGCUUAUGUGGACAAAGCCAAAGCUCAAGGCAAGCGGGGGAAACUAGGCGACCUGACCACACUCCAACUGGUUCGACUUCUUCCAGGAACACAACUGCACAGUGUUCUCCUCAAUUUAUGGUCGUUUAAUUCAGCCAGCUAUGCAUGACAACGAGCUACAAAGAGGGGGGCAGAGUUUGGCUUGCAUAUGAUAAACAGAAGAUAAUAGUCCAGUGAACUAUUUGGCGCUGCAGGCCUGGAGCUUAACUUUUCAGAAUUUACACAGUUUCAAGAUCUUGGAAUAACCUUUCAGAGCUAUUUCAGGUCCAUACUGCUGAACUCUCAAUAAUUCUGACACAGAUCUAAAAGGAGAAAAGUUAAACUUUACUUGUUCAGUUUUGCCAUUCAGUUGGAUUAAAGGCAAUUCCAGACAUUGUUUUAAGUAGAUUUUUGAGAAAUAUUAAGUCAUUCACCUCUCGUGAUCAUGAAUCUUCAGGAGAAGUUGUCAGGCCUCAAAGGACUGGUCUCACACUCCCACAGCAAGCGUCGCUUUAAAGGCGACCUCACGCUGGACAUGAUAAGCCCUCCUCUGGGCGACUUCCGCCACACCAUGCACGUGGGCCGUGGCGGCGAUGUGUUCGGUGACACCACCUUCCUCAGCAACCACGGCGGAAGUGCCAAUGCGAAUAACGCGGAAACGGAUUCUAUCUCCACCCCUGACAACAAGAUCGGAGCGUUCUUCUCCAGGACGCUCCGUCACAUCCGGAGGGGCUCUGACAACCGAUCCACAGGAGGAUCCAAGGACCUGUCGCCGCCACCACCCGUCAUUUCUCCUAUCAUCAAGAACGCCAUCUCCCUCCCCAGGCUGGAUGUGGAUAUGCCAAAUGGGAGCCCCACUGCCAAAGUGCUCUUUCCAAGUUCCAAAAGCACGCCAGAGGAGAAGAAAAGCUCUUAUGGUAUUGAGUCUGGUUUCGUCACUCUGCCUCGUCUCUCCCGCUCUGAGCGUCAGCAGCCUUCCAUCUCCCUCCCCACUUCCUGCUCCCCAAACAUCCACCGCGGCUCUCUGACCGACCCUACCGACGCCAUCUUAUCCACCUGCUCAGCCUCCAUAAUGACCUUUGACCCCAUACCCACCUCAACAGCCUACUCUGACUCCCUUCAAUCCCUCACGUCUUUGGACAACUUCACCUUUGACCUCGGCCCCUCCCUCAUGAGUGAGGUGUUCGGCAUGAUCGACGGCCACCCGGAAGAGCAUGGCCACGCCUGGGAGGGAGAGGAGGCGGGGUCAGCGUGCGGGUUGACCAAUGAGGGGUCAGAGAUGGACUCGGCUACUAUCUCAUAUGUGGAUUCCCUGCUGAGGGAGGACUGCGGGGGCAGGAAGAGCCCGCAUGGGGCCGAAUGGGAGGAAGAGGAGGUGAACGGAGGCGGGCUUUCUGUUAAAGUACCUGAUGUGGCGAUGGGGUCUCCUGAACGAGUGAAGUUGGUGUCUGGGAUUGAGAGUGAGCGGUUUCAGAGUGCUACAGAUGUGCUUGCACGCCACUAUGGCGUCGGCCACUUAAAGGAAGGGAGCAGAAUGGAGGUUGCCGGUUCAGAGAUGAUGAUCAUCAGCAAGCCCAAGAACAAAAUGUCCUACAGUUACAUGGACGACGAGGAUGAAAUCAAAGUCUGAGUGGAGAUAUUUUGACACUACAAAACUGUCUCUGUCUCUGAUGUAUUAUUUCUCUGUAAUUCCAAUCAAAUCAAUCAUCUAAAAACUUGUUGGGGUCAACAAGGCUGGCUCUUUUGACAGGACGACCAUGAAAACUACUAUCCAGUAUGCUUCGUAUUGGAUCCUUUACUUUUAUACAAUCAUGCUUCAAGGAUGUACAUUUUUGACGCAGAACUGCCGCUGAAUGUAUCUAAAAGGAAUGAAAGACUUGUUGCUACACAUUCCCGAGCCUAGCAGAGAGAGGGAGAAAUGCUUUUUUACCAAAGGUCAAAACUUAAAAAGGACUGAAACAAAGAGAAGGCAUGGGAAGCGGGGAUGUGCCAGAAAAUGAAGAUGUAGAGAACGUCUCGAAGGAAACGCCAUAAACACGGAAUGUAGAAGUUACAAAGCCUGUUGUUCACUUUAUACUUUUCACACUUCCUCACUUGCCGGGGGGAAAAUAUUCUCAGUCACCAAUGAGAGAGGAAGAGGGGAGUAGUAACAUAGAUUAGAUCUUAUUACAACCUUUAGGCCUCACUACAAUCUCCUGUCAACUCCUUUCACUCAGGAAUACACUACCAGGAAACAAAAAGGGAAGGGAAGUAAAACAUCUGGAACCUCAGGCCUCAUUAGAUAAACCACACAUCUCAGUUAUUAAACUACAUGGAAUGAUGGGAUAUGACAAGUAAUACUGGUAUUUGCCAGUUGCAACUACAGCUAAACCCUUUAAGAGCUCAUUUUAUGCUGCAGACCUUCUAUACAGAGACUCCGUGCACCUUUUAUGAUUAUGAAGUCCGACUCCUGUAUUGCUUUUUUAAAGAAGAAUCGUCAUUUAUAUGUUCUUUUAUACAUCUGUACAUGAAGAUAUUAAUUGACCCCCUAUAAAUAUGUACUUACAGUAAGAGCACCUGCAGUACAUUCACAUCCAUCCAUAUGCUGCAGUCAGUAACAAUUCUAUAUUAUAAUGAUGAUAUAAAUUGACAAUAAAGAUCUUUCUUAUUA
Messenger RNA from Anoplopoma fimbria (sablefish), 2972 nucleotides. RefSeq names its product CDC42 effector protein (Rho GTPase binding) 1a (gene cdc42ep1a). The transcript is spliced from 4 exons. The record is from RefSeq and is a predicted model, not a curated record. Lineage: Eukaryota; Metazoa; Chordata; Actinopteri; Perciformes; Anoplopomatidae. The coding region runs from base 768 to 1952 and encodes 394 amino acids.